AUGUCGCGAUUCUCUAUUGAAAAAGAUGGCACCCCGUGCCCGGUUCGUUCAUCAUUCACACAAUCGGAAAAUAACCACCAGAGUACCAGAAACCCACCCACAUCCUUUCCUUUGAUUGCUCCUGGGAGUGACAUCGACGAUGAUUACAUUGAUGAUCUGGACUACACGAGAGCUACACCUGCUGAUUUUCACUUAUUUCCUAUUACUGGGCGAACCCGUAGGCGACGGGCAGUCUUGCAUGAGCCGCCUAGGAGGAUUACUGGAUUCGUGCCGGCUCACAAUCAACGGGCAAGUGAUGAGAAAGGAAAAGAAAAGGCCCGGGAACGGGAGCGAGAGUGGGAGGGGGAAAAGGAGAGGGAGAGGGAAAUGGCAAAGGAACUGGAGACGGAGAAGGAAAGAGAGUGCGAGAGUGUGAGAGAGCAAGGGAAUCUGCGACCAUCGGAGUCAAACUUCUACACUGAUGUAGCAUUAGCUCUGCAACCACAGCCGAUCCGUGCACAAUCUCUACAUCAACAACCGCGCCGAGUGUUAAUGAAAAGAAAGUUAAAUGCCAAAAGUCGACGCAGAAUUAGUGCUCUGCUUGCUGCCAGGACGAAGCAGCAGGCAGAGGCCUCUACCGGUUCUCCCAACACCGCUGAAUCUAAGCCUACCAGUCAAUUGGAAAGCUUACAACCUGCGGGUAAUGAAGCACUUGGGGAUAAAACUUAUAGCACGGCAAAUGUUGGACUACGCCCACCAGUGGAUGAAUUCAAGCGACCUGAGAAGAAGCCAUUCCUCGCACCGCCUAAGCGGAGAACACUUCAGCCCCAAUUGAGACUUUCUCACCAUUCUGGAUUCGAUGCACCUCGCUGUGGGAACGCUGGUGGUAAGGAGAAUAUACCUCCUGGAGAGGAAGGGGCCAAAAUAGGAGACCAAGAAACGUCCAGGAGGAUACCGGCAAACUUUGACAGGAACUUGAACGAGAGGAGGUCCGAAAUCAAACACACAGCUCCGUUCAAGCCCAGGGCCACCCAACCCAUGCCCACACCACCACGUGAAUCCAUGAAGAGACUCAGUGAAGCUAUGGCUCCGGAUGGGGAGGAUAGAUCAUUCGGCUCAUCCAUACCCUGUGCUAAAUCUACGAGUUCUCAACGAAGCUCGCUGGAAGACCCUAGACAGCUCCGUCUAAAGCGCAGGAAGAUGAGCAAUAGACUUCUACCAACGCCGCCAUCAUUAUCACGGGAGGAGGAGGCAGAAUUGGCACCAUAUUCGCUCCGUUUGGACCCACCCCCGCCGAUAGCUUCCUUCCGUCAUGUGAACGAUAAGUCGACUAAGCUACAACUGAAUCCUCUUCUCAAAGAAGAUAUAUCAAGAACUGAGAUGUAUGAGGACUCUUGGCUUUUCGCCCAGGAAUCCUCCGUUUCGCAACUCCUCAAUUCGAUUCUUUCCCCAACAUUCGCGGAACGCUCGGAUCCCCAGACAGGUGAAAUUCGGACGCGUUUUGUGAGUGUAUAUUCCUCGCCCCCGUUCCCUCUCUUGUUCAAACGAUUACAAGCUAGCUUGCUCUAUGGAGCUCUAGCAGUCCCCAAAGAUGUUUUGGAGAAAAGCUCAGCGGCGAAACUUAGUGGCGGUGGUGCGGGUUUGAAUGGCCAAGGCUGGGGAUGGGCAGAAGAUUUAGCUGUGAGGAAGAAGUUUCUCAAUCUCAUUAUGGAAACUUAUGAGACCGUGGCCUUGGUUCCUGGGUUGGAGGUGGUCAUUGGUAGAGAGAUGUUUGUUACUACGCCUAAGACUGUUUUGGAUCAAAGGAAAGUUACCGAGGGCUUUGUUGAAAGGUACCUGAUGCGCAGCGAGGAUACUCUGACUUGCCCUCCAAUCGAGGAUAGUUGCAGGAGAGGCGCUGCAGAACGGCAUUCCCAAGGUGAUAAUGAAGAUUGGGGUAGUCCAAUCUGGCUACUCAGGAAGAGUAUCCUACGCAGUUUGAUGCUCGUCUUACUGUUGGACAAGGCCAAGACUCAAGGAAUUUUAGGCCGCAAAAAUUUGUUCAAGAAGGUUAGUAUAAACUUGCUAAGCGUUCCUAAGGAAUGGAAGCACUAACGAUAAUAGUCAUCCCCUCACAAAUCUUCGGCUUCAAUACUGCAUACCUUAUCCAGAUUACUCCUGCCCUCAGUCGGUGACAUUUUGCGACCCCUGGGGCAUCUCAAUUACUUGCCGGAGAUCUCACAGUGCCCGCUAGAGGAGUAUGAGUAUGAGAUCACAAAUCUGGCCGUUGAUAUGCGUGAUGGGGUCCGCCUCACUCGUGUUGUUGAACUACUCCUUUCCCCGAGAUCUCCGGCUGCCAUUGCUGGGAAAACCCCUCAAGCGAAAUGGCCCCUUAGCUCGAACCUCAAGUUCCCAGCAACAUCUAGAGCUCAUAAAUUGCACAAUGUCUCCAUAGGACUUUCGGCCCUAAACUCCGUUGGGGGUAACCCGCGGGGUGUUAGUGCGAAGGACGUUGUAGAUGGGUCCAGGGAGAAAACUGUGGGAUUACUCUGGGGUAUCGUGAGUCGGUGGGGUCUGGAGCAGCUUGUGGACUGGAAUGAAGUCAAGCGGGAAAUCCGAAGCCUCCAGGCUCGUAAGGUGCCGGCGCAUACGAGAUACUCUGCCUUGCUCGUCACGGAUUGCUGCAACAACGGGCCUACGAAUCAUGUUCGGUUGUUGAAGGAUUGGGCAGGAUGUAUCGCGGCGGCUCAUGGAAUCCAGGUCGAUAACUUGACGACGAGCUUCGGCGAUGGGCGUGUUUUCCAAAAGAUUGUUGAGGAGUACGAACAGUACUUCCCGGUGGGUGUAAGGAGGGAGAGGGAUGCCCCGCUAAAGGCCAAGUUGCGGGCCCUCGGCUGUAGCUCCUACUUUGGUAGGUUUCGGCUGGGCUUUCUGUAUGAAUCGUGUACUGAUUUGUCCCCAAUUCCCAGCUGGUUUAUUUGACGAUGUGAAGAGAACGGAUAAAGUCUUUAGCAAAGAUUUUGUUAUUGCUGGAUUGGCGUACCUGUGUUCGAGAUUGUUCCAGUGGUCUAUAAAAGAACGGGUAUGUCAGAUUAUUACCUUGCUUAUUGGGAUUAGGGGUGAUAACGUUUUAUAGGCAGCAGCUGCGAUCCAGAGGUCCUAUCGUGCUUACUUAUGCCGCCGCGAUGCCCAUAAGCGGAUCAAUCUUUUGCUACUUGCUCACCAAUGCUCGAAUGUCGUCAAUACUCGCAACCGCAUCAUCAACGCUGCCACCACAAUCCAAACUGCCUACCGGCAAUAUCUUCACAUCAAGAUCACUAAGCUCAUUGAUAGCAUUACGAACCUUCAAUCAGCUAUCCGCGGGAAGCUGCUGCGCCAAAAGUCGGUGAAAUACGGGUCUAUGGUGGUGUAUUUGCAGCAGAAAUGGAGAAAUGUCAGGGAAUAUAGGUUUCAGCGGCGGAUUGGAAUCGCAAGAGAAGCUACAAUAGGAUUCCAAGCCCUAGCUCGAGGUUUGCUUCUCAGGAACAACCACCAAAACUUACGGAGUGCUGUGUCCAUUGUUGGGAGACGCAGAAGGAUGUGCUUAGAGGGGCGAAUAGCGCGCGCCCAGCACAUUAUUUUGAAAGAAGCGACCCUCAAGAUUCAAAGAUGGUGGAGGGAUCAGAUGGCUAUACGUGAUCCGAGGAGGGAACUCACGCUUGCUGUCCAAAGCACCAUAAGAUUACAAUCUUUCAUUAGAGGGAAAUUCGCUCUUAACAACUAUAAGUCACUUUCCGCUGCUGCAUUAUUCGUCCAAAGAGGCUAUAGGUCCUGCAGGGAUGGACGGACAGCGCAACUCGAGUUCCUCGGCCUCCGAUUAGCUACUCUCGACGUUCAGCGGCGCUACCGGUCCUCCUUACAAGCUCGAGAAGAUAGGCAGCGAUAUAUCAUACUUCGCACACGUUCAAUUCAACUUCAACGGCACUGGACCGAACUAGCUCACAGGCGCGGUGCUGCUAUUGUCCUGCAGAGAGCUUGGAGAAGGUUCGCCUGGCUAGUCAGACUGCGAAAGAUGCUUGGUGAAGUAGUUACUAUCCAGAGUUUAUGGAGGGGUUACAAGACCAGACAAGAAUCUAGUGCACGGGUUAGGAUUGCUAGGAGACGUGUUUCUAAGGUUAUGUCAACCCCUAUAUCGGAAGGGGAUACCUUAGUCGGCAGACUGAACAAAGGCUUGGAAUUGAUGACGACAGCAGGCGGGUAUGGCAGAGGUGUUAUGCAACUCGGUAUCUUCCCCUCCACUAUGAGCAAGCAAACAGAACUAACUGAGAAUAGAACUUGCAACCCGCUACUCACGUGAAUGCGUUGCUCUAGCCACCAGCAACGAAACAGCAAUAUCAACCCUCCUCCAAAAUAUUGAAUUCUCAAUCAAUCAAACCCAGAAAUCAAUCUCCUCAAUCCCUGCUCGUAACCUAGUCCUGGGGAUGAACGUGCUAGCAAAUAUUUCAAAGUCAGCAGCUGCAUUGCGCGCCUUGGAACAUCGUACACUUCCGGCACCGGCAAUGGGCCGGAAGAAGGUGUCCACUCACGGCAGCAGCAAUAGCGGCGGCAGUCAGGACAUAUUGGCGAUCCUGCUGGACGCGAUCGAGGUGCUUAGAAGUGCACAGGCUAACACCCCGCAAUCUGGGUUAUUCCUAACCACCGUGGGUGUUUUGAAGGCGUUGCUUGCGAACGAAGUUAUCCGGGCACGCUUCGUCGCAAGGAAGAAGUGUAUCGAGAGGAUCUCCAGGUUGGUGGACAAGAAUAGGACGGAAAGUACGAGGAAAGGUGUUACUGCUUCUAGAGCCGCUGGUGUUGGUGGUAGCAAGGCGGCUCCAUUAGUGAAGUUAUUAGCACUGGAGGGUAUAAUCACACAGCUUGGAAAUUAAGAAUUACGGUAGUAUUAUAACUUUCAUAAGGAGGUAGGGGGGUUCACAGGGUAACCAUGAACAAGGCCCGGGUAGUGCCUUGCCCGCACACGGGUGGUUUUCGGAUGAAAGGUGUCCUGGUUAAUAUUUGGGUUUUAUAUACAAAGACUGGGAUAAAUUAUUCUGUGUAAUUAGGGUGUUAUUUUAUGUCCAGUUUUUUUUUCCUUCAACUCGAGAUGGGGGGAACUGCGAUGAUGAUAUGCCGCCACCCCUGGCCAGAAGUGUUCGUGCUCCGGGACAUGGUAAACUGCGAGGGUAGAAUACCGGUACGGUAACCACUCAGUGGAGUCCUCGUGCAUCCAGACCCUUGCCAAGAGGAGGAAGUCUAAAAUUGACAAUAGUCUGUGCUAUAUGAGGAAGAAAUAAGAUACAACAUCAAAGCGGAAAGGGGAUCAAACUCGGCUGAUCUUAUUGAGUGGCCAGAGAGUGUUCAAAUGAUUCUCACUGGCUUCAAAGGAGGGAUGAUGUAUACGGCAUAUCUGUACAACUGGAAUUUAAAAAUAAAAUGUAUUAGAUAAUUAGGACAAGACUAAUU
Molecule: messenger RNA, 5436 nt
Organism: Tuber aestivum (summer truffle)
Lineage: Eukaryota; Fungi; Ascomycota; Pezizomycetes; Pezizales; Tuberaceae
Source: the annotation of a GenBank genome assembly